This is a messenger RNA of Chlorella variabilis, 1011 nucleotides long. RefSeq lists its product as hypothetical. Lineage: Eukaryota; Viridiplantae; Chlorophyta; Trebouxiophyceae; Chlorellales; Chlorellaceae. The transcript is spliced from 7 exons. Gene Ontology annotation, molecular function: metalloaminopeptidase activity. Gene Ontology annotation, biological process: proteolysis. Bases 1 to 1011 code for a protein of 336 amino acids. The record is from RefSeq and is a predicted model, not a curated record.
AUGCUCACCCAGCGGUGGCGUGAGACGGCUGCGGAGAAGCGGGAGAUGGACCGGCUGCAGGCUGAGAUGGUGAACGAGGUGCGGCAGGCGGCGGAGGUGCACCGCCAGGUGCGCGCCUACGUGCGCACCAUCGCCAAGCCGGGCAUCCUCAUGACCGACUUGUGCGAGAAGCUGGAGGACUCGGUGCGCAAGCUGAUUGACGCCAACGGCCUGAGCGCGGGCAUCGCCUUCCCCACCGGCUGCUCCCUCAACUACGUGGCCGCGCACUGGACGCCCAACAGCGGCGACAAGACGGUGCUGCAGUACGACGACGUCAUGAAGCUGGACUUUGGCACCCAGAUCAGCGGGCGCAUCGUGGACUCCGCCUUCACCGUGGCCUUCAACCCGCGGUACAACCCGCUGCUGGAGGCGGUACGGGAGGCCACCAACACGGGCGUGCGCGAGUCGGGCAUCGACGUGCGCCUCUGCGACGUCGGCGCCGCCAUCCAGGAGGUGAUGGAGAGCUACGAGGUGGAGCUGGAUGGCAAGGUGUUCCAAGUGAAGAGCAUCCGCAACCUGAACGGGCACUCCAUCGGCCCCUACCGCAUCCACGCCGGCAAGAGCGUGCCGAUCGUGAAGGGCGGGGAGGCGACGCGCAUGGAGGAGGGAGAGUUCUUCGCCAUCGAGACCUUUGGCUCCACCGGCAAGGGGUAUGUGCGUGAGGACCUGGAGAUCAGCCACUACAUGAAGAACUUUGAUGUCGGGCACGUGCCGCUGCGCCUGCCCCGCGCCAAGCAGCUGCUGGCCACCAUCGACCGCCACUUUGGCACGCUGGCCUUCUGCCGCCGCUACCUGGACCGGCUGGGCGAGGAGAAGUAUUUGAUGGCUCUCAAGAAUCUGUGCGACGCGGGGGUGGUGGACCCCUACCCGCCCCUCUGCGACACCAAGGGCUGCUACACCGCGCAGUACGAGCACACCCUGUACCUGCACCCCACCCGCAAGGAGGUGCUGUCCCGCGGCCCCGACUACUGA